AUGGAAAAUCAACGAGAAAUUCAACCAGAUGUUUCCAUCGAGUGUGGAGAAUUCAAUAACCGUACAACAACAACAUCAACUUUUCUGACAAGAAUUGCUUCGUUUCUUGGAUUAAAACCAAAAGCUAAAUUGCCAAUUAAGCGUGUUUUAAUCAAUUUUGCUUUGAUUUUUAUUUUUGGUGCUUUGAUUGAAGCGUUCCUUCACAUUCUUGGGCCUUUCACUCGUGGAUUUUUUUGCGAUGAUAAUUCUAUUCGUUUGCCGUAUAAAACUGGAACAAUUCCUCUUUGGAUGUUGAUUCUUUAUUGUUUAUUGGUGACUAACUUAACGUUUAUUAUUGGCGAAUAUUGGCGUUUAGUUGAUCACAGAACAGCUUCAGAACAUUUGGUGAUUUAUGAACAUGGAGAAUCUUUUCGUGUUCGAUUGUUUAUCCGUUUGGUUUUCUUUCAAGGAUUUUUCUGCAUUGCUAUCCUUGCUACACUAAUUUUCACUUCACUGGCCAAGUUUUCUGUUGGACGACUUCGACCACAUUUUUUGGCAAUAUGUGACCCUCUAAUUAAUGGAAAGGAAAAAGAAGCUCAUUUUUGUUCUCUUCCAGAAAAUCAACAUUUUUAUGUUGAGAAUUAUACUUGUGGAAAUACUUCAAAUUCUUCUUUGAUUUUUGAGGGUCGUCUAAGUUUUUUCAGUGGACAUUCAAGUUUAUCAAUGUGCGCUGCUGUCUUCACUGCUCUUUAUUUACAUUGUCGAUUAAAACCUCUAAUUAAUUACGUUGUUGUAAUCCCUCUUUUACAAAUUUGUGUUCUUUCAACUGCCAUGUUCAUUGCUUAUACAAGAAUUAGGGAUAAUUUGCAUCAUUGGUCAGAUAUUUUUGUUGGGAUGGCAACAGGGUCAAGUGUGGCUACUUUUGGUCUAACUAUUGUUGGAUUUAAAUUAAAUACCCAUACUUUUGAAGAAUCUAUUUCAUUAAAAGAAGGAAGAAGAAAUGUUCCGUCUGGAUAG
This is a messenger RNA of Meloidogyne enterolobii, 996 nucleotides long. The record is from the annotation of a GenBank genome assembly. NCBI's taxonomy places the organism in Eukaryota, Metazoa, Nematoda, Chromadorea, Rhabditida, Meloidogynidae.